Messenger RNA from Tinamus guttatus (white-throated tinamou), 1320 nucleotides. It is a transcript of the gene ACTA2, whose product is annotated as actin alpha 2, smooth muscle. The record is from RefSeq and is a predicted model, not a curated record. NCBI's taxonomy places the organism in Eukaryota, Metazoa, Chordata, Aves, Tinamiformes, Tinamidae.
GCUAUUUUCUCUCAGGAGGACCUAAGGACACUGACAUAGAAGAUGUGUGAGGAAGAGGACAGCACUGCCCUUGUUUGUGACAAUGGGUCCGGGCUCUGUAAAGCUGGCUUUGCUGGGGAUGACGCUCCAAGAGCAGUUUUCCCUUCCAUUGUGGGUCGCCCCAGGCACCAGGGUGUGAUGGUCGGCAUGGGUCAAAAAGACAGCUAUGUAGGAGACGAGGCUCAAAGCAAGAGAGGAAUCCUGACCCUGAAGUACCCCAUAGAGCACGGCAUCAUUACAAACUGGGAUGACAUGGAGAAGAUCUGGCACCACUCUUUCUAUAAUGAGCUCCGUGUUGCACCUGAAGAACAUCCGACUCUGCUGACAGAAGCACCACUGAAUCCCAAAGCCAAUCGAGAGAAGAUGACCCAGAUCAUGUUUGAGACAUUCAAUGUACCAGCCAUGUAUGUAGCUAUUCAAGCUGUUCUGUCCCUCUACGCUUCUGGACGUACCACAGGGAUUGUGCUUGACUCGGGGGAUGGUGUCACCCACAACGUGCCAAUAUAUGAGGGCUAUGCCUUGCCUCAUGCCAUCAUGCGUCUGGACCUGGCUGGCCGUGAUCUGACAGACUACCUCAUGAAAAUCCUGACCGAACGGGGCUAUUCCUUUGUGACCACUGCGGAGCGUGAAAUUGUCCGUGACAUCAAGGAGAAGCUGUGCUACGUGGCUCUGGACUUUGAAAAUGAGAUGGCCACAGCUGCCUCAUCCUCCUCUCUGGAAAAGAGCUAUGAACUUCCUGAUGGUCAGGUGAUUACUAUCGGAAACGAACGCUUCCGCUGCCCAGAGACCCUCUUCCAGCCAUCUUUCAUUGGCAUGGAGUCUGCUGGCAUUCAUGAAACUACUUACAACAGCAUCAUGAAGUGCGACAUAGACAUCAGAAAGGAUCUUUAUGCCAACAAUGUGCUGUCUGGUGGCACUACCAUGUACCCAGGCAUUGCUGACAGGAUGCAGAAGGAAAUAACUGCUCUUGCUCCCAGCACUAUGAAGAUCAAGAUUAUUGCUCCUCCUGAACGUAAAUACUCGGUCUGGAUUGGAGGUUCUAUUCUCGCCUCCCUGUCCACGUUCCAGCAGAUGUGGAUCAGCAAACAGGAGUACGACGAAGCAGGCCCAUCCAUUGUUCACCGCAAAUGCUUUUAAAUUGCUUUACAUGUUUCUUUAGUGUAUUACUGUGAAUGUAUUCAGGAAGAUACAUUCUUAUAACUUCAUUCCAUAAAUCUUUUAUCAUAAUGACUCUGAUUAAUUGGAUACUAUGUAUUUUUUGGAAUAAAUAUAAAGAUGCUA